AUGACCACGACUCGUAGCAUAACGGUAGUAUCUAUGAUUUACAUAUGUCUCCUCCAAGUCAGGCAUAGCCUCAACAGGCGAAUGGGAGAAGAAGCCUUUGGCGCUACCGCGGAUCGCCGAGAGGAAGGACAAGUUUUACUAAAACGCGGCGAAGGUAAAAUGGAGAGACAGUUUAGAAUGAACUGUAUCGGUUGUGAGCUUUUUGUUUGUUACCGUGCUGAAGAGAGUCUUGAAACAGCGUCCUCUGUUUACAUUGUUGAUGGAGCACUUAGUGCUGUUGCUGCAGAAACUAACCCACAGGACGCGCCUGUACCUCCCUGCAUUUCACAGCUAGACGGUGGACUUGUUCAGGUUGCAAUAGAAGUGGAAGACCGUGCGCAACGUUCAGCUAUCACAAGAGUAAACGCUGAUGAUGUUCGUGUUACUACUGCUGCACCAGCAGCUCGUGGGGAAGCUAACACCGAGCUUCUGGAAUUCAUGGGAAGGGUGCUUGGUUUGAGGUUGAGCCAGAUGACUCUCCAAAGGGGCUGGAAUAGCAAAUCUAAACUCCUCGUGGUGGAGGAUUUAUCUGCUAGAGAGGUGUAUGAGAAGCUUCUUGAGGCCGUUGUAACUUAAAUUAUGUUCCUCAUGCGUUUUGGUGAAAGACAUUAACUAAGAACUUUGCUAGCCUUCUUUGUAAACACUCUUACUGGU
Messenger RNA from Brassica oleracea var. oleracea, 693 nucleotides. Its product is annotated as UPF0235 protein At5g63440-like. NCBI's taxonomy places the organism in Eukaryota, Viridiplantae, Streptophyta, Magnoliopsida, Brassicales, Brassicaceae. The transcript is spliced from 7 exons. The record is from RefSeq and is a predicted model, not a curated record. Bases 1 to 615 code for a protein of 204 amino acids.